Messenger RNA from Carassius auratus (goldfish), 2992 nucleotides. RefSeq names its product lactadherin-like. The record is from RefSeq and is a predicted model, not a curated record. NCBI's taxonomy places the organism in Eukaryota, Metazoa, Chordata, Actinopteri, Cypriniformes, Cyprinidae. Bases 100 to 1536 code for a protein of 478 amino acids. Gene Ontology annotation, molecular function: calcium ion binding; signaling receptor activity. The transcript has 11 exons. Gene Ontology annotation, cellular component: plasma membrane.
GCCUCUAAUCUUGCCCGUAGUCAUAACGGCGCACGGAUUCAUACCCGAACAGCUCCUGAGACCGACGAGAAGUACACAGAAGAACUACAAUUCGGCACCAUGAUAACUUUCUCAAGGUUGUUUGUUAGUUUACUACUUUUCGCGGCGUGCCUUCUUACUGUUUCAGUCUCCACUGCGAGCGCUGACAUCUGUGAAGUAAAUGUGUGCUUGAAUGGAGGAACCUGUGUCAAUGAAACAGGAAAAGAUCCCUUUAAAUGCAUUUGUGCUGAAGGAUUCACCGGACCCACCUGCAACGAGACAGAUAUUGGGCCCUGCAACCCUAACCCUUGUAAAAACGAUGGCUUCUGUGAGAUCAUCAACUCCCGAAGAGGAGACGUCUUUAGUGAAUAUGUCUGCAAGUGUUCAAUAGGCUUCGAUGGAAUCCACUGCCAGAACAAUGUGAAUGACUGUGCCGGCCAGCCCUGUCAGAACGGAGGCACCUGUCGAGAUCUUGAUGGUGAUUUCACCUGUAAAUGUCACUCACCCUUUGUGGGAAAGCACUGCCAUCUGCGAUGCAUCUCUCUGCUGGGAAUGGAAGGAGGAGGCAUCGCAGAGUCUCAGAUUUCUGCCUCUUCUGUGUACUACGCUAUUCUGGGACUGCAGCGCUGGGGGCCCGAAUUGGCACGACUGAAUAACAAGGGACUCGUUAAUGCUUGGACCUCUGCGACACAUGACAAGAACCCCUGGAUCGAGAUCAACCUGCAGAGGAAGAUGCGUUUCACUGGCAUCAUUACCCAGGGUGCCAGUCGCAUGGGCACAGCCGAGUUCAUCAAAGCCUUCAAGGUAGCGUCCAGUUUGGACGGGCGAACCUACACCAUGUACAGAGCUGAGGGCCAGAGCAACGACAUGAUCUUUGUUGGUAAUAUGGACAAUGAUGGGACAAAGACCAAUUUGUUCGAGCCUCCGAUCAUAGCUCAGUACAUACGAAUCGUUCCCGUUGUGUGCCGUAAAGCGUGUACACUGAGACUGGAGCUGGUGGGCUGUGAACUCAACGUGUAUUUGAACACGACAGGUUGCUCCGAGUCGCUAGGUAUCAAGUCCCGGCUAAUUGAUGACGGGCAGAUGACAGCCUCCAGCUCGUUCCGCACCUGGGGGAUCGAGGCGUUCACCUGGCACCCGCAUUACGCUCGUCUGGACAAGCAGGGCAAGACCAACGCCUGGACAGCAGCCAUUAAUGACCGCUCCGAGUGGCUGCAGGUGGACCUGCUCAGACCAAAGCGCAUCACAGGGAUCAUCACGCAAGGGGCCAAAGACUUUGGUAAUGUGCAAUUUGUGUCCGCCUUUAAAGUGGCUCACAGUGAUGACGGCAAGUACUGGACCAUUCUCAAAGACGACAAGACGAAAACAGAUAAGAUUUUCCCUGGCAACAGUGACAACAACGUGCACAAAAAUAACAUGUUCGAGCCCCCCUUCUACGCACGAUUUGUCCGCAUCCUGCCGUGGGCGUGGCAUGAACGCAUCACCCUGCGAAUGGAGCUGCUGGGCUGCGAAGAGUAGAACUCUUCUUUCUCUUUCUCUCUCCUUCUCUUUUAUACUUCCCACCAUUCCUUCUUCCUUCAACCAAGCCUGCACUGCCUCACUCUUAGCAACAGAGGGCACCAUCAUCACACCACCCUACACCGCUGAAGAUGAACUCAAUGAUUAUUUACACUAGAUGACCAUAUUAGGAAAUAACUUAAGUUUUGACAACUUUAUUGUUACAAUUGAGUUGUAACAAUUCGAUUUCUUUCCUUUUUUUGUCAAGUAAAACUAAAACUCAGUUUUUCUCUGAAAAAAGAAACCGUACAUACCAAAUAAGUCACAAUUUAUUUAUUUUUCACAAGAAUCAGUGUGUUGGUUUGGUUUUAAAUGCAGUCAAGCUGUUUUAUAUCUUAUCUUAUGAAGUAGUUUAAAUUAGAAAGUGACAAAAGUCACAAAAUAUGGUUGUGAUUUAUGCUAAUUUGUAUAUUAUGUAAUAAAAGUAGCCAUUUGAUCAUUUGUUUAUGCUAUCAAAUAAUAUUUGGUUUAAAUCAAUAAAAAAUUUUAACUAGGCUAAUGCAUUUUUUUACAGCCUCAUCAAACCUAAAUAUAAAAUGACAGUCAAUCGUCUAUUAUUAUUUGAUCACUUUUGAUUAAUUUGAAUGGCCACAGAUCUCAGGUGCAGUUCAAUUAUUUGCAGUGUGCUACUGAAUUUUUAUUUGUUCAAUUUUAUUCCAGCAUAAUUAUGAAAUAAAACACUUUUUUUUUGAUACAGCCAAAGCCAAGCCAAAGUGGUCUAAUGUUUUUCCUAUUAUGGUAGCAAAUGUGUGUAUAUGUUUUAUUUUUAUUUUUUAUAUGGGGCCACGCUUAGAUUAUAAGCUUUGAUGUACACUGUCACAAGCUUGGUCGCAUAAUGAGAUGCAGGACGGGUGCAAAUCUAAUUUAGAAUAAUUUUUACGGUGGCACUGAACCUCUAAUGUGAUCGUCCAGUCUACAUAGUGUUUUCAAAAUGAUGCAUUGUGACCCCUCACCCCAACCCGUCCACUCGAAUAAAUGUACAAUUUUGGGCUUGUGCAAUAUGAUAUGAGUAUUAUGAAUUAAUAUUAAUAGAGCUUUAGGAGAAGAUAUAUGGGCAGUAUUUCUCUGAGAUAUUUUCUGAGAAGAAGUAAAGUGGUAUUCAAACACUGAAGAAUAUUCUAAUAAUCCAGCAUGAUUUCUGCAUUUAGGCUGCAUGCAUUUUCUUUGGUCUGGAUUCUGUAUUGAUGUUAGCAUUUGAUUUUUCUCACAGUUGUUUUCAUUGCAGUAAAUACACAUUGGUAUUUCUAUUCAAUGUGCUCUUAAACUUUUGUCUUUUUUUGUAAUUUUUUAAAUGUCUCCUACUGUAGCACUCUUGUUGUGUUCAGAUGGUUUAGACUAGAUGCAUUUCCCUAUUAUCUCUUGAAAUAUUUUCCUCAUGUUUUCAACUGUAGAAACAAAUAAAGACUAUUAAUAGAUA